UCUCAACAUAGCUCCAUCACGAUUAAAAUCUCUACGCUCCCCAGAAGAAUUUGAAAUGGUUCUGCGACGAGGCUCAGGAAAUGGAGGGGUGAUGGCAGUUGUUGAUGAACUUCCAUACAUAGAGUUGUUCCUUCAAAAUCGUACUGAUUUUGGGAUCAUUGGCCGACCAUUUACUAAGAGCGGAUGGGGUUUUGCGUUCAAAAAGGAUUCUCCUCUAGCUACAGACAUGUCAACAGCAAUCCUCAAACUGGCCGAGAGUGGGAAACUUCAAGAGAUACACGAAAAAUGGUUUUGCCAAUUAGGUUGUUCAACAGAUAGGAGAAAAGACUCAGAGCCUAACCAGCUUCACCUGAGCAGCUUCUGGGCACUCUAUCUUUUAUCUGGUGCUGCCACUCUCUUUGCUUUAUUAAUCUUCUUACUCAGAAGUAUUCGCCAAUAUAUACGAUACAAAAGGAAGCAUACAGACCUUUCUUCUCCCUCAAACACCAGAUGUUCACAGGCGAUCUAUAGUUUCUUUGACUUUAUUGAUGAGAAGGAAGAAGCCAUCAAAAGAAUUUUUGCUCAGCAUGAUAGUUCUCAAGCUCAAACAAAUGGAUCUUAAUCUUUGCUCAAAUAGUUUCUUAUUGAAGUAGAGUAUACAUGUGACUGAGAUUUAGUGAUACUUACUAGUUAGAGAUGCUAAUAUAUUACUCACCAACUGUAUAUGUCUUGUACAAAUGGCUAUACUAAAUGCUCGAUUAUAAUGUAAAAGCUCAGCUCCUUCCAGAGUUUCUGAUA
Capsicum annuum is the source of this 777-nucleotide messenger RNA. Its product is annotated as glutamate receptor 3.7-like. Lineage: Eukaryota; Viridiplantae; Streptophyta; Magnoliopsida; Solanales; Solanaceae. The transcript is spliced from 2 exons. Gene Ontology annotation, cellular component: plasma membrane. Gene Ontology annotation, molecular function: ligand-gated monoatomic ion channel activity; signaling receptor activity. The record is from RefSeq and is a predicted model, not a curated record. The coding region runs from base 56 to 601 and encodes 181 amino acids.